Molecule: messenger RNA, 472 nt
Organism: Hymenoscyphus albidus
Lineage: Eukaryota; Fungi; Ascomycota; Leotiomycetes; Helotiales; Helotiaceae
Source: the annotation of a GenBank genome assembly
AUGGCAGAUAUCGGUCAACAGGAUGCCAAAUUCUUUUAUAUCAUCCUGUCCAAUAUGAAGAACAAGCCAGAUGUAUGCCAAUCUGAUUCCACGACUUCCUUCCUCAAAUGCGUACUAAUGAACUCCUUGGGUUGACUGGAAUGCUGUGGCAGCACAAUCAGGAUUAAAGAACCCAAAGGUUGCCCAAAUUCGAUUUGGUCAAAUGAAAAAGAAGAUUGAGGAAACCAAAGGAGGGAGAGAUGGACAUGCUUUGGUGGAGAAGAAGAAAGCCUCUCCGAGUAAGCGCAAGGCAGCGACGAAGAUCAAGGAUGACAGUGAUGACGAUGCUGAAUCUGAGGGGGACCAGGAGGACACGCCAUCUCCCUCUAAACGUGGCAGACUGGGAAAAGCAAAGACAAUGACGGAGAAAUUCCAGACUGCACUGGACCUGGAAGAUGUUGACGACGAUGAGCUUGAUUUUAGACACUGUUAG